GGAAAGCGAUGUAGAUCGUUGGUGGCAUCUCCGCAUCUCUUUGAAGAAUCUUCGGUUGUUAAUGUCGACAUAUCUGGCGGGUCUAAUCACCUCCGGAAUCGUCACCAUCUCCUUUCACCUUUGUUAGAUUUUUCCGCAGCCUUCUUUUUUGUCUUCCCCCCUUCACCCUACUCAUUUAUUCAUUCGUAUUUGUUGCAGAUUCUUCAAUUUCAGAUCAUUAAUUGUUUUGCAUGUGGAGUUGGUAGAGAGAGGAUGACAGGUGAAGAUUCAAAUUCUAAGGAUUCGAUGGAGAAUAAUCAAGGGGCAUGUUCUGGAAGGGAAGGGAAAGGGAAAAGGCUGUGGAAGAAGGUGAAGUACCAGCUGGUUGAGUACCACUCCUUGCCUGGUUACUUGAGAGACAACGAGUACAUUCUAGGUCACUAUCGAUCUGAAUGGCCAAUGAAGCAGAUUUUGCUAAGCAUCUUCACCAUCCACAAUGAAACUCUUAAUGUUUGGACGCAUUUGAUUGGAUUCUUCCUAUUUCUUGCAUUGACCAUAUACACUGCCAUGAAAGUUCCGAAGGUUGUAGAUCUUAAUUCACUACAGCAUUUUCCUGACAUACUCAAGAAGGCCGACCUAUACAAAUUACAAUCAGAACUUUUGACGUGCCUUCCUUCUAUGUCUGAUUUAUACAGACUCGGAGAGGAAAUCUCAAGCUGGCAUGUAAAAGAACUUCUGUAUAAUUGUUUGCCUGAAAGUUUUUCCAGUGGGAAUCAUACUGAUGUUUGUGUUCUGCACAGUGUAAAAGAGGACCUGGGAAACAUAAUAGCACCGCUGAUGAUUAGACCAAUUACAAGGUGGCCUUUUUUCGCAUUUCUAGGGGGUGCCAUGUUUUGCUUGCUAUCUAGCAGCAUUUGCCAUCUCCUCUCUUGUCACUCUGAGCGCCUAUCUUACAUUAUGCUCAGGCUUGACUAUGCUGGAAUUGCAGCCCUGAUAGCUACCUCUUUCUAUCCUCCAGUAUAUUACUCUUUUAUGUGUUAUCCAUUCUUCUGCAACCUUUACAUGGGAUUUAUUACUCUAUUGGGUAUUGCCACCGUCGUGGUUUCUCUCAUUCCUGUCUUUCAAACUCCAGAAUACCGCACCAUCCGUGCAUCCCUCUUCUUUGGAAUGGGUUUGUCUGGUUUAGCACCUAUUCUUCACAAGCUCUUUUUGUUCUGGGGCGAACCUGAGGUGUUUCACACAACUGGCUAUGAGAUUCUGAUGGGUGCUCUCUAUGGAAUUGGAGCAGUGGUUUAUGCCACUAGGAUUCCAGAACGAUGGAUGCCUGGGAAGUUUGACAUUGCUGGACACAGUCACCAAUUGUUUCAUAUAUUGGUGGUGGCUGGGGCAUACACUCAUUAUCGUGCAGGAUUAGUUUAUCUCAGAUGGCGCGACCUUAGAGGUUGCUGAUUUAAUGAGCUUUGUUGACUGCUCUGUUUGUUGUGUAUAACUGGUAAGUAUGUGCUUACUGGUUGGACUGAUGUGAAUUUGUAAUUCUAGUGGGGGUUGUUUAUGCAAACCAUAUAGGCAUUAUGUGUACACUUAGUAUCCUGAUGCGCUAAGUCAACAAUAAAAAUUUCAUUUGGUGUAUCUCUAUCUAUUUGUAUUCAAGUUGUGUUAGUUUGGUGCUUGGCCGGGAAGUUGGGAUACUAAUUAGGAGCGGAAGCGUAUUAUUCUCAAGAUG
Messenger RNA from Gastrolobium bilobum, 1702 nucleotides. RefSeq names its product heptahelical transmembrane protein 4-like. Lineage: Eukaryota; Viridiplantae; Streptophyta; Magnoliopsida; Fabales; Fabaceae. The transcript is spliced from 4 exons. The record is from RefSeq and is a predicted model, not a curated record. Gene Ontology annotation, cellular component: membrane. Gene Ontology annotation, molecular function: signaling receptor activity. The coding region runs from base 253 to 1428 and encodes 391 amino acids.